Molecule: messenger RNA, 2164 nt
Organism: Hypoxylon fragiforme
Lineage: Eukaryota; Fungi; Ascomycota; Sordariomycetes; Xylariales; Hypoxylaceae
Exons: 2
Coding region: 489-2060 (523 amino acids)
Source: RefSeq, a predicted model, not a curated record
GAGGUUGGGAUACAUACUAUCAUACCAUCAUACCAAAACUACCCUGUCUACCCUGCCUACCAACACAACACAGCACAACACAACACAUCACAUCAAACGACCAAACGGUAUAGUCUACUACUCUAGUACUCUACUAAGUAGUUUCGUCACUAGGCCCUAGGUCUCAUCCUUAGUCUAUAAGACGUUGUAUCAAUUUUUGGCACCGAAGAAGAGAACCGAGCGUUUUUUUCUUCUUCCCUUUUUUCUGCUUCCCUUUCCUCUUUUUGGUCGACAAUCUAUUUCCCAAAAUAGUGCUACCGAGGAUCCUGGAUGUAUUUAUUAUCUUGACGUAUCAUCCCCCCACCAAAACAGCUCCACGAACUUUGACGUUACCGAUCACGGUAACGCGACGACGACAAUAACAACGUCAACUAUAAGAUAAACCUUAAGUUCGCAAUUUUAUCUAGACGACCGGCGUAUCCACCAUCGAUCACGCUACUUCUUACGUCAUGUCUCCCAGUUUACGACCUCUUCAACUGCCAUUGCUGGUGGAGGAGAGAAGGAGGAAGGAAGAGGAAGAGGCCGCACAGCGCGAAGCAGAGGUAGAUGUACCAUAUAACUUCUACACGACCGAUUCCUACUCUUCAGAUACGACGUCGCCAGUAACGCCAACCUUCUCGGCCCGUGGUCAUCUGCGCUGCUCCAGUUCCAUGUCAUCUUUUGACUUAACAACUGUAGUAAGCUCUGAUAGCACUUCGUCGCCUACGCAAACAGCACAGAACUCAGGCAAACGCGUCCUACCCGACGUAGAAGAGGAACCAAUCGAAUAUGACGACGACUCGGACUCAGAUUAUGAUGAUGCAUCUGACUCUGAAUUAUACCAAUGCUUAUGUGACGAACCUUGCAUCCAUAGAGAUACUGAUCUAAUGCAAAGCACGUCAAACUUUUAUACGCGUAAGAGUGCCGACUACGACUUAGGUUUCUUCAGCGAUGGCGAUUUUAGCUUCAGUCUACGCUCGAGGAAGCGCAAAGAUGGCUCUGAGUCAUCCUUUGCCGGUUUCUCUCAUCGUAUCGGUUCUCGAUUCCCUUCUCUCAGUAAAUGGAAAUCGUCGAAGCCGUCUAGUAUAAUCAGUUCUCCAGUAUCCGAAUAUGGGUUCGACCAACGGCCGAUAUUAUCAUCUCGCGCACCUUCGAGCCGUUCUUCUUCCGUCUCAGCAGCCCCUAGCAGAAAACGCCAAGACCGUUCGAAUGAUCCCGCAGUACCGCCUACGCCUGCCCUGUCACGUUUUGGAAGCAGUGAUAGCUUUAUGCAGCUGGGUGGAGGGUUCGACAUCAAGAAGGCGAAUGACAUCUUGUCAUCUAUUGAGCGCGACCGCAGAUCAGCGAUAACACCGCUUCUACCACCUAUCAUGGCUUCCUCCACCGAGCAAAUCUUAGCGCAACAAUCUGGAUUGGAAUCGCCUACCAUUGCCUCGCAGUUUUGUCCGAUAGAUGAUGAAAUCUACUCGUCUGGUAUGUUGUCUCCACCGCUUAGUACGAGACCUUCCAGUUCUUCUCUUCGCCACAUGCCAGGUUCGGUGGAGCUUCCUCAAUUACCCGCGCCGGAUGCCUGGUCUGAUCGCUUGGGGCAUGCAAAUUACACCAUUGUUCCGAAGCCGUACAAGCCCGAAACAUCCGACCUGGAUUCUCUUCGCCAAUUUCGCGGCGACUGGGAAAUAGCACGAGUGAACUAUACGAAGCACCUUGCGCGAACUGGGGAACAUUACGGCCAGACUUCUAAGACGUAUGCGCUAACCGAAGCUAAAUGGGCUGAGACCCAGCGCACAUGGCGCAACCUACACGACGAGAUUGCGGAGGCGGUUGUGGCUAGCGGCGAGGCGACCACGUGCGAGAAAUUCGACGAAGGUGUUUUGACUACGGUACCGAAGAUGUACGCCGAGGGAAAAUUCCCCGAACGCGGCGACGAAGACAUUGUCGGUCCCAUGGUGCGAGAAGCCACUAUGAUGUCCAUGGACAGCGUGGACCGAAAGGGGUCCGGUUUUUGGCGUCACUUAGCCGGCAAAGUCGGCCUGAGGAAGUAAACGACACACCUCAGUAUAAUAAUUAUUUUACAUGACGACCAAAUUUCGAUCGCCUGGACAUUUGUUACGACCAUUUAAUGACGAUUUACGACCCCUUUAUGUCG